AGGCUUUGUGGUGACACUGAUAUCUCUCUAGUCUCUACACCUCUUCUCUUCCCCUUCAUAUAUUGCUUUCUUUCUCCCUUUGCUUCCCUGCAAAUAAUAAGAAAGGAGAAAAAAAUUGAGGAAAAAAAAGAUCACUUGGAGCCUUGAAAAGCAGCAACCAAAAUUGAUGCUUGGGGAGCAUCCAUUGGAGAGGCCCCAAAGCAAGAAUCUUUUUCAUUGAUCACUGCUGUUUGUUAUAUAAAAGAUCGAUCUUUUGGUUGUUAUUUGCCAAGAUGGAGAAGGGAGGUGCUUCGGUUUCCAUGGAUGCGGCGGCGAGCAUGGACAUGUGGGACUGGGAGGUCCUGCCUGACCAGCUGAGCUCAUCCUCCCAUGGCGGCGGCGGCCAUGGCCGCAGAGUUCUUGGUGCUCAAGAAACCGAGGAAUCGAAUCUUGACGCCGCCGCCGCCGACAUGGCCGUCGACGACGAGUGCAAGGACAUCGGCGUCGACGUGGCCGUGCCGGCCGAGACCAAGACGAGCCAAGAAGAGACCAUGGCGGCCAAGGUAACAGAGGAGGAGGAGGAGGAGGCGUUCCAGGGCUCCGAUGCCAAGGUGGUCGACGGCGACGACGACGGCGGCGGCGAGGAGGAGGAGGAGGAGGAGGAGGAGGGGAAGAAGGCGGGGGCGGAGUGCGUGGUGUUCAGGGUGGGGAAGCUGCGGGUGAACGGGAUCGGGGCGCUGUGCUCGUUCGGCGUCGCCGCCGCCGCCACCGUCUGCGUCUUCCUCGUCGGCGGCAGGCUGCAGCACCACCACCGGCAGCAGCAGCAGCACAAGAUCCAGCUUCAGCUCUAUGGCGAUGACAAGAGAAUGCAGCAGGUUGUGCAGCAGACAUCAAGGCUGAACCAGGCAAUGUCAUCUGUGAUGGGAGGGGGUGGCUCAACUAGGGCAAACAUAUCGUUUGGUGGCUACUAUGAGGGCUUUUGAUCAACCAAUUAAUUAUUACAAUGUGUAUGGUCAAGUACAAUUAAAGUUGCCAUUGUAGCAAGUAGCAACUUAAUUUGAUAUGGCACCCUACUCCCUAGUGGCCUUCAUAUAUGCUGCAAUCACCUUAGCUAUGUGUUUACUACGUGUACACUAGAUGUAAAUAAUUGGGUUCUUAGACCUUAGCACAUAUAGAUGAUGAGGAUGGAAUUAUAGAUUUAUUAAGAUGAUAGUUAAGGAAAAUAACAAUUGUUUGACUUGUGCCUGAAGUCAAAAUAGGUUCAUUAAUGAUGGAGAAGCUACUUUACUGAAGAUGAGUUGUUUUUGAUUGGUGAACUGGUAACAAUAACUGAACAAGUUGGUGUUUUUCAUGUUA
Molecule: messenger RNA, 1335 nt
Organism: Oryza sativa Japonica Group (Japanese rice)
Lineage: Eukaryota; Viridiplantae; Streptophyta; Magnoliopsida; Poales; Poaceae
Source: RefSeq, a predicted model, not a curated record